AUGGCGAAAGCCAGUCUGAGCCGUCUAUUCUCGUCGCUAUCAAAGCACUCUAUUUCCAAACCGUCUUUCACUGGUUUCAGAUCAGAUUCGGUGACUCGUUUUGCUUCCAACUCGGCGACUCACUUUGUAUGCUCCUCCGCUCAGCAAUCUCAGUUGAACCAUGGAGGAAAGGUCGACGAGGAAGAUGGGAAAGCUGUGAGAGGGAAUCUUGAAUCGAAGAAUAAAGAAGAAAGUGAAGGCGUAGAUGAAGAAGAUCAUGUGAAUAAAGAGACGGGGGAGGUUGGUGGUCCUAAAGGCCCGGAGCCCACUCGGUACGGUGAUUGGGAACGCAACGGUCGUUGCUACGACUUCUGA
Molecule: messenger RNA, 354 nt
Organism: Hibiscus syriacus
Lineage: Eukaryota; Viridiplantae; Streptophyta; Magnoliopsida; Malvales; Malvaceae
Product: succinate dehydrogenase assembly factor 4, mitochondrial-like
Exons: 1
Coding region: 1-354 (117 amino acids)
Biological process (GO): mitochondrial respiratory chain complex II assembly
Cellular component (GO): mitochondrion
Source: RefSeq, a predicted model, not a curated record